Messenger RNA from Capsicum annuum, 2231 nucleotides. RefSeq lists its product as uncharacterized. The record is from RefSeq and is a predicted model, not a curated record. Bases 292 to 2112 code for a protein of 606 amino acids. The transcript is spliced from 9 exons. Lineage: Eukaryota; Viridiplantae; Streptophyta; Magnoliopsida; Solanales; Solanaceae.
ACCGAAAACUGUGUGCGGACUUCACGCGCUCUUUGGCCUCCCACUUUCUUCACAAUAACAAAUUUUCAGUUCCGAAACUUUUCCAGUAAGCAAUUUCCCAAAUAAACCAUAUGCAACAAAACUAAUUCACCUUUUAAUUUCUUCAUUUCCAUUACUCCAGUCACAAUAAAAUUGUUAAACUAUUCGAUUUGGAUACAAUAAUUCUAUUGAGUUUCAGCUGGGAAGAAUGAUGUGACUGCUGGUCUUGUGGAAUUCUUAUAUGAAAUUCCCAUUGUAUAUUAUGCAUUUGUAAUGGAUGCAAUUGAAGCCAAAACUGAGGUUAGUGUUGUUCCGGUAACGAACACCUUUGGGGCUUUGGACAAGGAGAUUACUGAUCCUAUUGUUUACCAGCUUGUCCGGGUUGAUGGCGAUGGAAGAUUAGUCCCGGCAACUCAGGAUGAAAUUAUGGUGGUUGAGGACUUGCUUGAAGAUGAUAAGUGUGAACCCAAGCUUGUUCCAGAUACCAGACAGAUUUCGGAAUCCUGCAUAACUGAGGGAUACCUUAUGGCGAGAAAUUUAUUUCAAGUUCCAGAAGAAAAGUCAAAUGUGUUAGUUGAUGCAGUGCCUGACUUGGGAAACAUAGACGCUCCCGAAAAGGUGGCUGUUCAUGGAUUGAAUCCUUUCUCAGAACUCAGCGAUUUUGACCAAUCUGUGAGGACUGAAACAUGCUUCCAUUCCCAGGAUGCAUCAAAUGAGGAUAUGCCAUCAACCUCUGCUGCUGGUUCUAGUUGGAAGCCUGACUUUUCAAAGUUGGAGGGAAAGAUAUGUUUAGACAACCUAACAGUUAAAGAACUUCAGGAAACUUUUAAAGCAACUUUUGGAAGGGAAACUUCUGUCAAGGACAAACAGUGGCUUAAGAGGAGGAUUACCAUGGGGCUGACUAAUUCGUGUGAUUUUUCAUGCACUACUUUCAUAAUAAGAGAUAAUGUAGUGGUGAAGAACGGUGAAGAACAAAUAUAUCAUCGUGUAAAGAGUAGAAUUUCUGCAGAUUCUGAAGAUGGAGUGGCAAAUUCAGACUCUAGAGGGUCAUUAGGUGAUCGUGAUAACAGAAUAAAUGAUGAUGCUGAUCUUUGUGGCGAAGAUGUUUCUACUUCAGCCUUUGAAAGUUGUAAUGUUACUAAAGAUCUGGACACAGAGCAGAGAACAGCCAAACGAGCUCGCAAGCCAACAAAAAGAUAUAUUGAAGAACUUUCUGAAUUAGAAUCUAGGGAAUCCAGUGAAAAGUUAGCGUCACCAGAUAAAAUCUCCAGAUACCGAUUUGCAUGUCCACAAACUCAUAUGAGGCCCACCAAAAAUGUGAGGUCAAAUGCAAGACCUCUGGUCACCAGGGAAGAUUCUUUAGGAGGUUCUGGGAUUCAAAUUCCGUUUGUUUCUCGGAUUCGAAGGAGCCGUCCGCGUGAGAACUUCAUGCCUCUUUUGAAACUUCAGCCCUGUGGUAUGGACAUGGUGACCAGAAAAGUAACGAGUGCUUUUGAUGUAUCUGGGCCACAAGAAGAUGAUAAGAGAAACAAUGACCUGAUCAAGUCCAGCUCAUCUCCUGGGUGGACUCAACAGCCUCUUAUUGCUGCUUGUGAAAAAGACGAUCACUACAGUGGGAUGAAAAUUGUUGAGCUGGAGAAUGACGUAGAGCCGAAUGACUGCUCUGAGUACAAUUCGGAUGAUAAUGUGGUGACUGUACCCACCCAAAAAGGAGGAAUGAGGAGAAAACAUCAUCGACCUUGGACUAUCGAUGAGGUUGUUAAGCUUGUGGAAGGUGUAGCCAGGUAUGGUGCAGGUAGAUGGUCUGAGAUAAAACGGCUUGCUUUUGCGUCUUGCUCUUAUCGAACUUCGGUGGACCUGAAGGACAAGUGGAGAAAUCUGCUGAAAGCUAGUUUUGUGCAGUUGCCUGCUGAAAAAGGGAUUCUGAAUUCCCGGAAACAGGCUUCAGUUCCGAUCCCUGCUGCUAUUCUCCGGCGUGUGAGAGAGCUUGCUGAUAUGCAAGGUCAGUUCCCACCGGGUCUUAGUACAGGGAAGUCAAGUGGACAUAGUAGUAGCGAUAGAAGUGUACAUGAUGCUAGGUCUGGAUUCCUGUAAUUUCAACAUCAUAAAGGUCUUUUUUUGGGGGGGAAAUAAGCCUGAUGGUGAUUGGCAAACAGUUCGCUAACCAUUAUAUUUCAUAUGCUAAUACUAAUACUACUUUUUGUGUGAUUUAA